UUCGGCAGGCUUCAGACAGAUCAUGUCGCGUUUCCGCUAGCUCGCUCACCUUGACGUUGGCAGAAGAGAGGGAGGGAGGAGGGAUAAGGAGAGAGAGAGAGAGAGAGAGAGAGAGAAGUGCAAUCUGAGUCACACUUAGCUCUGCACGGCACGGUUGGCGCACACUCACCCUGUGUGUGCUGGAGAAAGUGACCUCGGGAAAUCGGAAGGCACGGGCCACGCCGCGAAAGGGAAAGGACAAAAGGAUUUCGUUCCAUAUUCCUCUGUCUUCCUGCCCUCCUACCUGUGAUCACUCGGAACUUCCGCAACACCUGAACGACGCUGCCGGAGAGGAAGAAGGGAGAGGUCAGAGGUAGGAUUUCCUACGAGCCGAGGGAAACUUUACAGCGGCACCAUUUCGCCGGCGAUCUUUCUCAACUUCGCAACUCCUGAGGGAGCGGGGAGCCCCAUGGAGAUCGGGGUGGAGGAACCGGUUGCCGAAAGGUUUUAAGGUGAAUUCACUCCUCGCUCGUCGCUGUUUCCUGCGAGAGCUUGGGCUUGACUCUCUGGCCGACUAUUAACUGUUCCGGUUUCCCGUGUAAUGGGGAACCAAGUGGAGAGACUUACGCACUUGAGCUACGACGAAGUUCCCACGGCUGACCCGGCCGGCGGUGACCGGGAGGAGCCGGGACCGCGCAUCGGGGUCUCCUACAUCUUCUCGGUGGACGAGGACGAUUUGGAGGAGCCGGUGGCGAGCGAAACGCGAACGGGAGAGAUCGAGGAGAGCAGUUACGAUGCGCGCAACGAAGUAGAGUGUUCGGUCUACUACAGGGACCAGUGCAUCUACGAAAAGAGGGGCAAUAUCGGCAAGAGCGAGGAAGGCGGAGGGGCCGACCUGUCUACGCAGCCCCCCGAGACACUGCUUAAUAAAUGCAAACCCGGCGACCUGGUGGAAUUCGUGGCAAAGAACCAGUGCCCGCACUGGGCCGUUUACGUCGGCGACUUCCAAGUGGUGCAUCUGCACAAAGCGGAGAUCAAGAACGAUUUCUUGACCGACGCAAGCCAGGGCAGGAGGGGCCGACUGGUUAACCACCUGUACAAGUUCAAAGCCCGGCCUCCGGAGAGCGUGGUGCAAUGCGCCUUGCAGCAGGUGGGACUCAAGGAGGUCCAGCUGAUCUGGAGGAACUCGGAGUGCUUCGCCGCCUGGUGCCGGUGCGGCAGGAGAGAGUUUAAGGCAGGGGGCGAACUGAGAAUCGGUAAGCAGCCUUACCGCUUGAAGAUCCACCUGAGCGACAAGGUGAGUCACACGCUGGAAUUCCAGAGUCUGGAGGACCUGAUCGCCGAGAGGAGGAGGAGCGACCAACUCGGUAAAGUGGCCCUGAUGCAAGAACUAGCUACACAUCUGCAGACGGAGGAGCAGCACAGUACUGAACUUGACGCUCAAUGAAAGCGGGUUUAAAAGCCAGCCAUUCUCACCGAACAUUAAGAGGGCGCAGGAUAAUGCGUCUGGUAGUUACAUUCCAUUACCACCCCAGGGGAAACUGACAUUAAAUUCUUGGGCAAGUCAGGAUGGAGAAAGAUUUGGUUUCCUGGGUCUUGGGUGCUUGCUGUUAACUUGGCUACCGCCCACACGAGUUGCAAAACGGGGUUAAAAGUCGUUCUGCACCCGAACUGAAACGUAAAAAAAGACACAAUCGUCCUUCAAGCAGCCAGUUCGCCAGUUCUUUCCCUCCCUCCCUUUCUACCGCCCAAGCGGCGAGGUGCUUUCUGAGACCGGGAACAGACUCAUCUCCAAUCAGGGAAGGCUGCCGGGGUCAAUGGAGCUUUCAACCUGUAGAGAAAAGUUUAACGAACUCAAUGAAUGACUUUUAUGCUAAUAGCAUUAAGUUGAUCGGGAGAUGGGUCGAGGUUAUAAAAUGGAAGACGGGUAAACACUUGAGAAGACUGAACAAUGAUCUUAAUAAUCGCAGGGAGAAGUGAUUCAGUGAACUGCAUCAUUCGCCAAAUACACUCUCUCCUGUGCUUUUUGAAACAUAGAGACUUUUUAUAUGGUUGAUUUGAGAAAUAGUACUCAAUAGAUUUUAUUUUCUUAAAUUUGAUUUAAAAGCCACUACUGAUCUAGGCUGGUUUCUAGUGUUUCUGCUAUCACGGAGAGAAUGUCCAUAACUCUUGCAUAUCUUUAUUGAAAUUGAAUUAAAUAUUUUUAUAAUGAUAUUUUUGAAUUAACGUGCACUGUUAUGCACAACUUUUUUUCACCUGCCUUAAUGUUGGUGUGCAUAACAUGUUAGCAUUUAGAAAGGUUCUAAACAUUUAGAGAAUACACAGACUAUGUAUUGAUUAUGUCUUAAUGAGCACUUGUGUUAACAGCGAAACCAUGUAUUAAAAACGAUGAAUUACAUGGUUUUUCUCGUGAGAAUCUUUAUAUUGCAGCACUUUAAAGGGUAGAAGUCAAUUGUCAGGAAACUUUCUAUAACUCACUACCUCUCCUUGAAGUGGUGUCUGACCAUUACUUAACACAAUAAGGUGCCAGGCUCAUGAAGAUACUUAUAACAGUGGCAAGGGGGGCACAGGGGGUAUCCCUCCCUGCAUAUACACUCAGUGGCCACCUGCACACCAGCUUGUUAGUACAAAUAUUACAUCAGCUAAUCAUGUGGCAGUGACUCAAUGCAUAAAAGCAUGUAAGUGUGGUCAAGAGGUUCAGUUUUUGUUCAGACCGAACAGAAUGGAGAAGAAAUGUGAUCUAAAUGACGUUGACUGUGGAAUGACUGUUGGUACCAGAUGGGGUGGUUUGAGUAUCUCAGAAACUGCUGAUUCCUGGGAUUUUCACUCAUAGCGAUCUCUAGAGUUUAUGGAGAAUUGUGUGAAAAAAAUAAAAGCAUGCAGUGAGUGACAGUUUUGUGAGUGAAAGUAGCUUGUCAAUGAGAGUGGCCAGACUGGUUCAAGCUGACAGGAAGUUCAGAGUAACUCAAAUAACUACACAUUACAACAGUGGUGAGCAUCUCUAAAAGCACAACACGUCAAACCUUGAAGUGGAUGAGCGACAGCAGCUGAAGACCAUGAAGAUAUACCCAGUGGACACCAAUAAGAGUGUCCACUGAGUGUAUAAUGUGCACCUGCCCCUCCAAAACCAAUAAAAUUCAAUUUCUGAACCUGUUGUGUAAUAAAAUACUUGAAUGCUCCUGAUAGAAUAAAAAUCUUGCUUCAGCAGUGGUUUCCUUUGUUAUGGUAUAAAAAAUUAUUAGCCGGAUCAGUGAGACAUUUGAAAAAUGAAUCAAAAAUAUAGCCACCUCUUGUUAUGACCAGUAAUUGUCUCAGGUGAAUUGAACAGUUUCACAGAAGAGGAAGAUCUACUCUACUGUGUGCUGGCUUAGUUAUUCUUAGUCAGCAGAACAGAUAAGAGCAUGUGGGUAAACACUUCGAAAAAAUUCUAAUUCAGGAAGGUCACUUGGAGAAAUCAUGUGCAAUUACAACCUGAUGUUGUCAGGCCUCAGGUAUGGAGUGUGGACCUGUGAAUGGGUUUCAGAAAUCACUGAAGCACUGCCACAACAAAGCAGCACCACUAUCAAGGACGCUGACCAUCUAGGCCAUGCUGUCUCCUCACUGCUGUGGUCAGGAAGGAGGUACAGGACCCUUUAAGCCCCACACCACCACAAACAGCUAUCAGGCUCCUAAACAAGUAUGCAUUACUUCAGGCACCUCAACACUGAACCAAUUCCACAGCCAAUGGUUUCACUUUCAUGGACUCUACAACUCAUGUUCUCGGUAUUAUUUAUUACUGAUUAUUAUUUUGCAUUUGCACAGAUUGUCUUCUUUUGCACAUUGAUUCAAAGUGUGCAUAUGUCACCAAAUACUAUGCUGAGGUUCAUUUUCUUGCAGGCAUUUACAGUAGAACAAAACACUGCAAUUGAAUUGAUGUAAAACUGCAGACAAAGGCUAACGAACAUCCAAUGUGCAGAAGAAGACAAACUGUGCAAAUACAAAAAAAAUCAAAUCAUAAUAAUAAAUUAAUUAUCAAGAGCCUGAUCAAGUCAAGUUUAUCGUCAUUUCGACCAUAAGCUGCUGGUACAGUACACAGUAAAAACGAAACAAUGUUCCUCCAGGACCCUGGUGCUACAUUAGACUACAGACCUACACAGGACUACAUAAAGUGCCCAAAACAGUGCAAAGCAGUACAAUAAUUAAUAAACAAGACAAUAGGCACAGUAGAGGACAAAUUACAAUAUAAUAAAUGAUGUAGAUGUCAGUCUAGACUCUGGGUAUUGAGGAGUCUGAUGGCUUGGGGGAAGGUACUGUUGCACAGUCUGGUCGUGACAGCCCGAAUGCUUCAGUGCCUUUUGCCAGAUGGCAGGAGGGAGAAGAGUUUGUGUGAGGGGUGUGUGGGGUCCAUCACAAUACUGUUAGCUUUGUGGGUGCAAUGUGUGGUGUAAAUAGUUGUAGGGUAAUAAUUGCUCCUGAACUUGAUGGUGUGGGACCCAAGGCUGCUGUACCUCCUUCCUGAUGGUAGAAGUGAGGAGAGAGCAUGGCCUGGAUGGUGGGAGUUCUUGAUGACGGAUGCUGCUUUUUGUGGGCCGCAUAUAAAUGUGCUCAAUGGACGGAUCUGUAUCCACCAGUUACUGUAGACUCUUCCAUUCCUGGACACUGGCCUUUCCAUAUCAGGCUAUGAUAUAACCAGUCUUGUCACCCUCCACUGUACAUCUAUAGAAGUUUAUGCAGUGUUGGAAGGACAUGGCUUGAGAAGGAGGGAAGAUUUUAAAAUAUUUUUAUGGAUGUAAAUGAGUUAAAUCUGGUCAUAACUAUCUUUCAUUAAAACGCUCUUCUUGAAGGAUUGUUCUGGCGUUUAUGUCCAGUCAUGAGGUUUGAUUAUGAGCACUUGAAAUAACACAUCAGUUGACCAGUGUGAAGAUGUUGAAGAACUAUCUUUAAGAUGCAUUUGUAUUUAAAGGCAUCUGCUCUUUGAAAUGCUUAUCUACUACAAAUUCAAUCCCACUGCUGUGUAGAGUAUUGAAAGCUUGCUGCUCUGAUGGAGCCAGAGCAUAACUCAUUAGUAAAAGAAAGCAUUACAUUUAUGUACGAUUUGCUUUUACAAUUGUAGGGUGUUGCUAAUCUUUUCUCAACGAUAUACUACUUUUUAAACUGAAUUGUUUCAGAAUCAGGUCUAAUAUCACUGAUGUAUAUCGUGAAAUUUGUUGUUUUGCAGCAACAGUGCAGUGCAAGACAUAAAACAUAUGAUGAAUUACAACAAGAAAUAUACACUCAGUGGCCACUAUAUUAGGUACCAUCUGCUGCCUUUGAUCAGCUUGGAUCAGUCUGGCCAUUCUCCUCUGACCUCUCUAAUUAACAAGAUAUUUUCACCCACAGAGCACCCACUCACUGGAUGUUUUGUUUUGUUUUUCACAGCUUUCUCUGUAAACCCUAGAGAAAAUCCCAGGAGAUCAGCCAUUUCUGUGAUACUCAAGCCACCCCAUCUAGCACCAGUACUCAUUCAUUCCAUGGUCAAAGUCACUUAGAACACAUUUCUUCCCCAUUCUGUCAUUUGGUCUGAAUAACAAGUGAACCCCUGGACCAUGUGUGCAUGCUUAUUUGCACUGAGUUGUUGCCACAUGAUUGGCUGAUUAGAUAUUUACUUUAAUAAGGCAUAGCUAAUAAGUGACCACUAAGUGCAUAUCAUAAAAUGUGUUGUUUUGCAGCAGUAGUAAGUGUGUUGUAUAUAAAUAUACUAUAAAUUACAAUAAGAAAUAUAUAUUAAUAACUAGUGCAAAAAGAGAGCAAAAAUAGAGAGGUAGCAUAUAUGGGUUUACUGUCCAUUCAGAAAGCUGAUGGUGGAGGUGAAGAAGCUGUACCUAAAAUGUUAAGUAUAGGUUCUUGUGCCUCCUCCCUGUUGAUAGUACUGGUGCAGCAGAGGAAAUCAGACAGGCUACUCUUGCAUGAGGCAGCAUGGUAGUGUAGUGGUGAGCACAAUGCUCUAUAGUACCAGGGAGGGACCCUAGUUCAGUUCCUCUGGCUGCCUGUCAGGAUUUUGCCCGUUUGCUCCGUGACUGUGUGGGUUCCUUCCAGGUGCUCUCGUUUUCUCCUGCACUCCAAAGACCUGCCAAUUGGUAGGUUAAUUGGUCAUUGUAAAUUGCCCUGUGAUUAGGCUAGGCUUAAACAGGGAGAUUACCAUGGCUCAAAGGGCCAGAAGGGACUAUUCUUUGCUGUAUCUCAAUAAAUAAAUAAAUACCAAAUUUCCACAGUGUGUGAUAAUGACACUAAUCUGUUUGAAUACUAUUGACUGAGGCCAGAUUUGGUGGAGAUUCUCUCCUCUUUGAUUCAUGUCUUGAGAUCCACUGAAGAAUAAAAGCAGAUUUUCAGCUUCUCAUUCCAGAUAAAGAUUUGAGGACUGGGCAGAUCAACCAUGAUCACAUUGAAGGCAGGUCAUACUUGAAGGGUGGUGUGGUCUAUUUUUUCUCCUUUCUAUCUGAGGUUCUUUUAGAUUGAUGUAUAAUGUUAAUGUUCCUAUAUGCUUAACACAUAAGUAGUGUUUGAUGACUCGGCCUGUACUCAGUGGAGUUCAGAAGAAUAAAGUGGGAUCUCAUUGAAACCUAACAAAUACUGAAAGGCAAACAACAGGAAUUCUGCAGAUGCUGGAAAUUCAAGCAACACACAUAAAAGUUGCUGGUGAACACAGCAGGCCAGGCGGCAUCUCUAGGAAGAGGUGCAGUCGACGAUUCAGGCCGAGACUAACUGACGAAGGGUCCCGGCCUGAAACGUCGACUGCACCUCUUCCUAUAGAUGCUGCCUGAAAUACUGAAAGGCAUGGGUAGAGUGGAUAUGAAGAUGAUAUCUCCAUUAGUGGGAUAGUGGGAGAGUCUAGCGUCCAAAAGUACAGCCUCAGAAUAAAGGGACAACCACUUAAAACUGAAAUGAGGAGGAAUUUCUUCAGCUACAGAUUUCUUCAAAUUCCUCUACUACAGCAGAACUACCAUGAGAGAGGAGGUACAGGAAGCCAAAGGCACACACUCAAUGUUGAGGAACAGCUUCUUGCCCUCCACCAUUUUCGGGCCAGAGUGUGGUGUAUCUAAGGAGUUAAUUACACACAGAGUGCAAUAGAGCCAAGUCAUUGGCUGUAUUUAAAGCAGAAUUUCAUAGAUUCUUGACUGGUAAGGGGGUUUAGGGUUACAGGGAUGGGAGAAUAAGGUUUAGAAAUGAUAAAUCUGCCAUGGCCUAAUUUUGCUACUAUAUCUCAUGUUUAAUGUCUUGUCCAGAAAACACCCCGAGUACAAACCAUUCCCUGGGUACCACGGCAAAGGGUGAGGAAGUUUGCUGCAAUGGUGCUUGAACGUGUAACCGUUGGGUUCAGCUUGGGUAUAAUAUUGAAGACCCUACUGAAGUCCAACCCAAUCAAAGGGAAACCAAACCCAACCAGACCCUAAAUAAUUAUAUUUUGCAUCCCUGCCCUGGCCCCUUCUAGACCCAUUUUGAGAAAGACAAAGGAAAUUCAUAAGCUGCCAUACUGACAUUGGUACUGAUAGUGGGGAGUCUAGGAUCAGAGGGCAUAACGUCAGAAUAGAAUGACAUCCUUUUAGAACAAAUAUAAAAGGAAUUGCUUCAGUCAGAGGCAGUAAGUCUGGAAUUCAUUACCACAGACAGUUGUGGAGGCCAAAUCAUUCAAAAUAUUAAAGGUGGAGGUUGAUAGGUUCUGAUUAGUAAGAACACCAAAAGUAAUGGGGAGAAGGCAGGAGAAAGGGGGUGAAAGGGAUAAUAACUCGGCCAUGAAUGAAUGGUAGAGCAGACUCAAUAGGCUGAAUGGUCUAAUUCUGCUCCUGUGUCCUAUGGACUUGUGCUCAGAGAACACAUGAGGUCCUGCUAAGCAAAUUCAGCCAGACCCAACAAAAAUUCAAAUAUCCAGUUAGAGUAUACAUCUGACUCAAAUCAAAUGCAUAUAGAUGGCAUCAAAGAGCAGGGCACAAGGGACUGAAUUAUGAAUAGACAAUGGGCUUUUAAGCUGUAAAGAGUGUAGAAAAAAAUUACAAGGAUGUUGCCAGGACUAAAUGGACAGAAUUAUAGGGAGAGACAGACAGGCUGGAACUUUCUUCCUUGAAAGAUAAAACUAUAGAUUAGUUUUAUUUGUCACAUGUACAUCAAAAUAUGCAGUGGAAUCUGUCAUUUGUGUCAAAUCACGUCAGCAAGGGUUGUGUUGGGACAUGCAUCUGGCACCAGCAUUGUAUGUCCACAGCUGACUAACCCUGACCAAAUGUCUUUUUGGAAUGUGGGUGGAAACUGGAGCAUCUGGAGGAAACACGUGUGUCACUGAGAGAAAGUACAAUCUCCUUACAGUCAGCGAUGGUAAUCAAAACCAGAUCCGACAUCUGGGUGUGCUUAACCACUAUGCUACCGUGCUGCCUGUGUAGAUUGAGGGAUGUAGGUGUAUAUAAUUAUAAGGGAGGGUGAAUACACGCAAUCUUUUGCAACCCAGGGUUGGGAAACUGAGAACUAGAGGGCACUGGUUUCAGGUGAGAGAUGGGAAAUGUAAUAAGAAGCUGAGGGAUAAGUUUUCACACAUGGGGUGGUCCAUAUAUAAAACAAGCUGCCAGAGGAAGUUGUUGAAGCAGGUACAUUAACAACAUUUUUAAAGCUGUAUAUAGGAAAGGUUUAGAGAGAUAUGGGACAACCCCAGACAAAUGGGACUAGCUUAGGUUGGAAUCUUGGCUGGCAUAGAUGUAUUGGGCCAAAGGACCUGUCUCCGUUCUCUGUGAUAGUCUGACUGUAAAUCAGAAAUAAAGUCAGAACACAGAACAUGGAACAUAUAACUUCACAGCACAGUACAGCCCCUUCAGCCCACGAUGUUGUGUUGACCUUAGAAACCUAUUCUGAGACAAUCUAACACUUCCCUCCUACAUAGCCAUCCAGUUUUCUAUCACCCAUGUGCCUAUCUUAAGAGUUCAAAUAUCCCUAAUGUAUCUGCCUCUGCCAUCACUUCUGGCAAGGCAUUUCAUGCACCCAUCACUCAUGAGUACAUAAAUAUACUGGAAAUAUUCAGUGUGUCAGACAGCAUCUGUGGAGAUGGAAAUACAAUUAGCAUCUCGGAUUAAUAACUUUUUAUCAGUACAAGUUCUGGUGUAAGAUUAUUGGCCCAAAAUGCUAUCUCCAUAUCUCUACCCACAAAUGCUGCCUGACCUGCUGAAUAUUCUUUGUAUUUUCCAUACUUUUCAAUAGAUAAUCAGCUUUUGUAGAGCUUUGGUCAAGUACCCAAGGGCGACCUUAAGUUAAGGCUGGAAUUGUUGACUAUCUGUAGCUCCUCCUGUAACCUGAAAGCUCUGAGCAACACAGUGGGAAGGAAAUCAUUUAUCAGGCAUAGACAUUGCUAGGUGGGAAUUCUGUGGCUGCUCUGCCCACCAGCAGAGUUCCCUUUGGUCACCUUGUGUCUACACUGCCAUUUGAGUUGGGAGGGCUGUAUUUGGAGGAAGAGAUGAAAAUGAUUUAUUUUGCUGUUUCACAAACAUUGGUUUGUUUAUGUUCAGUCUGCCACUGACUUUGCAGAUAUUCCCAGCUGCAGACUGUAGAUAUAAAUGGGCUAUCAAGCCACAGGGAGUUUUCAUGGUAAGUGCUUCCCCUUUGUCCUGAAUUUUGUGGUCAGAUUUAGAUCAGCCCUAAUCCACGAUUUAUGGUAGAAAGGGACACUUCUGAUCAGAUCUGAAAUAACAUUGUGAUUCACAAAACCAUCCCACGAGAUUAAAGCUCUCUGCCACAUCAAAGUAAGGAACAGCAACAGAGGAAGCACUGUAGUUUUGUUUUCAAAUUUGUAUAGGGAGUAGUCAUUGAGAUCUGUGAAACCACAACAAAGUGAGUGGGUAGUCAGUCUGAAGUAUAAAGGUUGACAUUUCUAAGCCUGUUGUCAGUUCUUAACCUGCAAAUCAAUGCAAUUCAAUCUGUUAAUUACAUUGUUUAAUGCCACUGCACGGAAUGAUGUGAAGAUUUUGUAAGCAGGCUACCGUUUCAUAAAGAAGUUCAUAAUAUCAAGGGGUUAUGUUAGGGGAACACAAUGUACAUCAUCCCACAGUAGUCUGAACAGAUACAGUAAAGACAAAGUACAGAGAUCAAGUAGGUAAUAGCUAUUUAUUGAAUUUACAGUCUGCACUUUCAUGUCAGACAGUCUUUUAACAAACAUCUACAAUAACCACUGAAGCAGGAAACCCUAAUAUGCAUGCCUUAUAACUUUGAGCAAGUGAGGGGUAAACUGUUUUUUUACACACAAAAGGUGGUGAACAUUUGGAACAAAUUGCUAGAGAGACAUACAACAUUUAAAGUGGGUUAGUACAAGCCUAAUGGUAUGGACGUGAAGAGGCACAGUAGUCAGCAUGGAGAAGCUGGCUGAAAGGGCCUGGUUUCUGUGCUGUUCCUUUCUAUUAUUCUAACAAAUCACCUAAGGAAGCCUUCUUAAAUAGGAAGGAAAUAAUCAGGCAAGCAAAGCUAAUUUAUAGACCAGGUGAAAAUAUAAAUCUGUCUGGGCUACUAAGCAAAUGGAGACGACUUAAAUCUGGGUCCUAAAUUUCUACUUGUUUUUUUGUCAGCUAGUUUUUUCUUAAACCAGAUUUUGUUUGUGUUUAUGACUAAAGUCUCCUGGUACUUGUAAAAUGACUGUGCAACCACUCAUCCACCAGCCUCAUAUCAACAAUUUCUAAUGCCCAUUGUAGGAAGAAACUAACUGUGGGCCAUGAAAGCAUCUCAUAUUUGUUCAGUAAUGCCCUUUUAUGAUCUCAUGAUUCCAUUAACUGAGACACCUCAACCGUACCUGCCAUUAAUAUUCAUUCAAACUUAUAUUACAAUUUGCACAGACUCUGAUAACUCCUGGACUAUCUAAAUUAAUUCAAACAAAGUGAUGAAUUAACCAAGAUUAUUUCAACAUAAUUUAUGCUUGAAUACAAUGAUCACAAUUGCAGCAUUGAUAGGUUCAUGUAACUUAUUUGAAUUCCUGAUUGUGAAAUGCUGAGAGAAAGUGAAUUAAAAAAAUAAAUAUUAAUUUGGUCUGUGUUUGUACAGGUGUUUUAUAUUCCGUCUUUGUCUCUCCUGGAUUGAAAAGAUUUAAUUUUCUUUCAGGUUUCCACAUAUGAUUUCAAAUCUCAAUUUCUGACAAUUCUCAUCACAUAUGAAGUGCUAGUAGUGUUAUACUGUUUACUUUUAACUUGCAUAUGCAUCUUAUUAUUUGAUAAUUUAUUUGUGGUAUUAUGUAUUUCUUUAUGUAUUAUGUAUGUGAUUAUAUGUAUUACAUUGUGCACCUUGGGCAUCGUUUCAUUUGGCAGCAUACAUGUGUACAGUUGAGUGACAAUAAACCGAACUUGAACUUCAAAAAUGUUGAAAUCAAAAAUCCUGUAACAAAUUUGUUGUCAGAAUUGGCGAGUGCUUUCAUGAACAAUUUUCUAUCAGAAGCCUAACUUUGUGAAAGUUUAGGGCUGAAGGUCACAUUCUUUGCAGAACUUACCAGGUCAGAUCUGUUUACAAAUCCCAGCAUGCAGCAUUCUGAGCAUGUGCAGUGUGGAAAAGUCUUUUAAUGGGGUUGGAAGAAUUAGACUUCGGUUAGUCAUGGCAUUUAUCAGAAAGAAGGCUGUUGGAAUUUAUCUUCAAAAACAGCUAAAAGGCAAAUAUUUAUGAAGAUCUUUAUAGAGAUAAUAUUUCACAAAGGAAAAGAAAGCUAUAAUUAAGUUAUUAUUGUACUGCAGAAAUUUGCUCGUUUU
Molecule: messenger RNA, 11687 nt
Organism: Mobula hypostoma (lesser devil ray)
Lineage: Eukaryota; Metazoa; Chordata; Chondrichthyes; Myliobatiformes; Myliobatidae
Product: protein LRATD2-like
Exons: 2
Coding region: 581-1426 (281 amino acids)
Source: RefSeq, a predicted model, not a curated record